Symbiodinium sp. CCMP2592 is the source of this 2397-nucleotide messenger RNA. The record is from the annotation of a GenBank genome assembly. Lineage: Eukaryota; Dinophyceae; Suessiales; Symbiodiniaceae.
AUGGACGUGGACGAGACUGAGCUCGCAUCGGCUGCAGGAGCAGGGCCUUUGCUGUACCAUGAGCUUACGAGCUGGCAGAGCCUGCCUGUGGCGGCGAGACACCAGGUGCUUCUGGUGGAGCUCGGGGCAGGCGGCGCCGCCGACCUACUCCUCGAUGAGUCGGAGCAAGCCUGGCCCGCUGGCGGUCUCGGCGUGGUCCGCUCCGCUGUGGAGAAGGCGCAGCUCACUGCCAACUCCGAGGCACUCGCCGAAUGUCUUGAUCGCUUCGAUGUGGGGCUAGUGCCACGGCUCUUCCGCCUAGGCAUCUCCCAAAGGGAGCGCGUGCCCGAGAUCUUGAGUCUGGUGGUCUUUCUCAUCGAGCUCUUCCCGGAAAUCGGUGCGGAGGUCUUCCGAAAUCACUUGCAUCUACUCUGGUAUCUGGGCAAGACUGGGCUUCCGCCCGAGGAGGCGGCCGUGGCAGCCGCGCAUGCAGAGGCCGCUUGCCAUUUCAGCCUCGCUACGGUGGGUGACCGCCCCGAUCGCCAUGACUUUGAACAUGAGGACGAGUCGUGGAUGGGCUUCUGCGGCGCACACUACGUGAUUCGUUUUUCCACAGAGCCUUGUGCUGUGCCUGCCGGAGGCGCGCCGCCCCCGGCCGCGCUGCGUGUGGCCGCUUACGGCUGCGUGGGGGAUGCCGUGCAGGCGAGGGAGCUGCUGGGCUGCCCUCUAGCGGGCCAGGUGGUGCUGGAGCUGGGGUGCGGAGUGGGCAUCGCCGGCAUUACAGCGGCCAGCUUCGCUUCAGGAUGCAUUCUCACCGACGUGGAGCCCACUGUUCUCGAAGCGGCAGCGCUCAACCUGCGCUACACCGGGGGCGCGGCAUCCAACGGCAGGGUGGAGUUGCUUGACCUCCGCAACAUCGAGGCGGUCCGCAGCCUUGCGCUGUCUUGCAGUGCCACCGUCGUUAUUGCAGCUGACAUCCUCUACGGCGCUGUCUCGCAGCAGGAGGUAGCGCAGGCGAUCCGCGCUUCGCUGCCCAACGGCGGGUCGGCGCUUCUGCUGAUGCCGUUGCACUACCGCCCGGGCAUGGACAAGGACUGCUUCGGCCAAGCCCUCCUGGCCGCCGGCAUGGAGACCCUCUCGGUCCGGCCCAUCGCAGCCGAUGGCAUCCACGCGGCCUUAGCAGCGGACGAGGAGCUGCAGGAGUACGUUCUCUUUGAGGCGCAGGCGAGACCACUGGACGACCAGCAGGCGCGUGCCUACGAGCUGAAGAAGCGCCGCGAGGACGAGAGAAAGGCGGUGGUUCAGGAGAAGUUGUACCAGCAAUGGCGAGCAGGCCUCGAUGACCUGCGCACGAUGGACUCGAAGAUAGUAGAGCUGCAGACCAUUGCAGACAGGGAUUUCCAGCUGGACGACAAGGCGUUGCGCAAAGCAGAGGAGAAGGGCAUCGACGACUUCUACGCCAAGCUCUGGUACGAAGGCUACCUUGCCAAGAUCGAGCGUGAAGAGCGUGAGAAGGGCCUCAAGGAGGAGCGGAACGACGUGCAGAAGAAGACGCUUGGAAUACAGCUGGACAUGAAGAGGGAGAGGUUGGAGCAAGACAAGGCAGAGGAUGCCAUCGAGGCCGAGAAGAUGAAGAAGCUCUGGGCCCAACAGGAAGUGGAGGAGAAGGAAGCCGUGGUGCAGCACCGGAUCCAGGCCAAGGAGGAGCGACGGAAGGCAGACGAGUACAUGGCCAUCCAGCAGGCCCAGCGCGCGGAGGAAGAGAGGAUGGACAAGGAGUUUGACAAGAACUUCGUCAACGGCGUCUUGGAAAGAGAGCGCCAGAUCGCCGAGCAGGAGGAGGCCGAGAAGCUGAAGGCCAAGAGGAAGGCCAUGGAGUUCACGGAGGCGCUGAAGCUCGAGAUGGCGCGGAAGGCAGCAAGCGAGGAGGAGCUAUUGCGACUUCAGGACGAGGAGUCCGAGAGGCAGUGGCAGAAGCGCUAUGCCCAGUGGGAGAAGGAAGAGCUCGCGCGUCGCUCCUUGAUGGAGGAGGUCUAUCACGACCGCGCCGAGCAAGUGAAGCUGAAGCAUCAGCUUCGGGAGCAGGUCAAGACUGACAUUGCGAAGGAGCGCGGCCAGAUCGAGGAGGAAAUGAAACGACUGGAAGAGAUCGAGAAGCAACGUGAGGAGGGGGAAAAGUUGGUCUCGCUGCGGCAUCAGGAGGAGCUCUUCCGCCAGAUGGAUUUCCACCAGGUGCAGCGCCACCGCCAGCUCCAGCAGCAUGCUAUUGAGCAGCGCCAGGCAGCCAUCGCCGAAGAGAAGAUCCGCCGUGCCGUGGAGCAAGAGAAGAAGAAGGCCAACGCCAUCAUGACCGAGGUCGUGGAGAAGAGGCAGGCCGCAGCAGUUGCCAAGCUGGUCAAGGCUCCCUGGGACAGGUAA